ACAAGCCGGGAGGAGCCGCGCCGAGCCGAGCCGCGCCGAGCCGAGCCGCGCCGAUCUCGCCAUGGCUAUCGCUCACAUCGCCACCGAGUACGUUUUCUCCGACUUCUUGCUGAAGGAGCCGCCGGAGACGCGGUUCAAGGGGCUGCGGCUGGAGCUGGCGCUGGACAAGAUCGUCACCUGCAUCGCCGUGGGGCUCCCGCUGCUGCUCAUCUCCCUCGCCUUCGCCCAGGAGGUCUCCAUCGGUGCUCAGAUAAGCUGCUUUGCACCUGGUUCUUUCUCCUGGCGACAAGCUGCGUACGUGGAUGCCUAUUGCUGGGCAGCUGUGCAGCAGAAGCAACCAUCCCAGAACAACUUAGAAAACAUCCCUCUGUGGCUGCAUAAAUUCUUCCCAUACAUCCUUCUGCUCGUCGCGAUCUUGCUGUAUCUCCCAUGUUUGUUCUGGCGCUUCACUGCAGCACCUCACCUUUCUUCAGAUCUGAAAUUUAUUAUGGAAGAACUUGAUAAAGCCUAUAACAGGGCAAUCAAAGCUGCUAAUAGUGUCCGCAGUGGAGACCACAGGGAUCCUACUGACUUGGUUCCUGCUGCUAAUGAGAACUUGACGCAGAGUUUGUGGGAAAUAUCUGAAAGCUACUUUAAAUACCCAAUUGUGGAGCAGUACCUGAAGACAAAGAAGAAUUCCAGAUGCUUAAUAGUUAAAUAUAUUGUCUGCCGUUUACUCACUCUCCUGAUUAUAUUCAUUGCAUGCCUCUACCUGGGUUACUACAUUAGCCUCUCCUCUUUGAGUGAUGAGUUUCUUUGCACUAUCAAAACUGGGAUCUUAAAGAAUGACACAGCUGUUCCAGAAGUGGUUCAGUGCAAGCUUAUUGCUGUUGGUGUCUUCAAGGUACUCAGCUAUAUUAACCUGAUAGUCUAUCUUCUAGUGAUGCCCCUGGUAGUGUAUGCAAUGUUUGUUCCGUGGAGAUGGAAUUCAGGUAUUCUCAAAGUGUAUGAAAUCCUGCCAACAUUUGAUGUUCUGAAGCUCAAGUCAAAGUGUUUUGAUGACUUAAGCCUUUACCUCCUCUUUCUUGAGGAAAAUGUGAGUGAACUUAAAUCAUUUAAAUGCCUCAAAGUGCUGGAGAACAUUGCAGUUUCUGAGAAGUUUGAUGUCAUGCAACUCUUGGUAAACCUUGGUACUAUUAAGACAGAUACUGUAGAUGGGAAGCCAGGGCCAGCCGUGUUGGAGAAGCCUGAAGAAACACCUACAGAAGAGCUGGAAAAAAAUGCAACAGAGCUACAAGUUUUGGCAGACCAUGAUGCAAGUGGCAACGCGAGUACGAGAGAAGAUAAAAAACUUCGCCAAAGACUUAUAGAUUCUUCUUGCUGAUGCCUCCCCACUGCAGCUGGCAGGAGCUUCGUACUGCAGGAGGGCUUCUCCUCCGCCUUUGCUGCACUCAGUGCAAGGUGCUGCUCUUUAAACGCAAUAGGCUUGAUAGCCUGACAGUUCCUCAGGCCAAACUGGUUUACAGACUACUUGUCUAAUAAUCAGCAAUUUUGUACCUUAAAAAGCGUGUUGUAGACUUCCAUUAUUUAUUUUUAAAAAUACACAAGGAAAACAAGAACAAAAUAUUCUUAUUAUGAGUGACAUGCAUUGAAUGCAAUCAAAGCUGGCACAAGAAAGACCUAGCACUAUACUGUACAGGGAUGGAAACAUAACCCUAUAGGUACCAAAAAGAGGUGGCUACAUUGCAUUCUGAAAUGUUGCUCUGCUGGCAUUGACCAUGUCAGUUCUGGGGUUUAAGUGGGGCAUUUCGGGGCUUUCUGCCCUUGAAAAGGAUUUUGGGUGUUUUGUUCUUGGUUUUACUCUUUUAAAUGAAUCUGGUCAAUCUGUACCAGGUGGUGGCUGGCCACUGAUACUGGCUGUGUCCUCACAGGAAAAAGAGAGGUUGCUCUGUUUGUCUUGAGAUGGCGUGGUUGGCCUUCUCAACAGUGAUGUCUGGGAUUAAUUUACUCAGCAGUGAUGGAAAAGAAACUAAUAACAGGCUUAGUGUAAGGGGGUACUGUAAAUCUUAGGGAUUUUGAACUUUCUAAGCAUUCAUAAAUUAAAACACCACUUUUUUUUUACAAAAUUUAAUAAUAUGUAAGGUAAAUGUUAGUUUAGUUUAUGUUUUCUAAGUUGGUUUAGUCUUAGUGACUAGCAAAUCCACCUUGGAUUUUGAACGGAAGAUCGAUGAAGUUGGUUCCAUUUUUGUGAUGGUUUUAGAAGUUGUUUUGUAAUGUUUGCAUGUAUGGAAUUUGUUUCAACAUGUUUGUAGUAUCAAAUACAAUAUUAAUUGUGCUGUCUUCCAAAACCCACUUGAGAAGACAAUCUUUUAUUACGGUGGCACUCGAGUCCCUCAGCAGAGCCAAGCACCCUAUCGCCAAAGUAAGGUAGAUGUAAAUACGAUGAAAGGUUGUUCUCCCCACAUAACCCGUGACUUAAUUUUAAAGAUAAGAUGCUGAGGUGGAUUGGAACAGACAAAAGAAGAGGGAGCACUUUUAAACUGGAAAACUAUCCUGGUUUGUUAGUGGAGAGUUUUAGAACAGUAGCAUUCAGCUGUAAUGUCAUUCCCCCGGCCUAGGACCGCUGCCUUCAAUGAACAUUAAAAUGACCUUUGUCUUGAAUUUUAGGUACAAGUUGAGGUAAGUGAGGGUUUAAGCACCACAGUGACAGAGUGUAUCUUUCACAAAUGUUAUAUGCUCACUUAUUUUUCCAUGUUGUCCAUGGAUCUGAUAUGUUUUACCUGUCCCCUCUUCCAAGUUGUCUUUUUAGAUGAAAUAGGACCUCUUUUAUAGCUCGGUAGGACUUCCAUUUUCUGGAUUGUCUCUGUGACUCGCUGUUGUGCUCUGGACUGUUAGCAUUCUCCAUAUGGCUGAGGAUGAGGGGGGAAAGAAGUAAUUGGUGUUACCAUCUUUGCACAGAACUGUUUAUGUACUGCAGCAGAUUUCAAAGAGAUACUUGAAUUUGGUAGCUGUUGUUAAACAAGCGAAUCCCAAAGUGCUGCGUACUAUACUUUGGGCUAAUAUUGCAAGAAUUCUUCAGUUCUUGUAUGGCUUUCAGCUAAGAUAAGCCUUAUUUAAAAGAAACUCUUUAAAGCCAUAGUAUUAUGCUACCAGGAGGAAACAGGGCUUGUGUUGGAUACCAGUGGUCCAAACUGCUCUAUUUUACUGCCUUACUUCUCCCAGCAGACCUACAAUCCCUCUGACCUUUUCUAGAUUGUUUCUGUCUGGCUAUGCUGAUGGUCCUUUAUAUGUGGGUAAUGCAGAUGCACAUUGUACUUUGUGUUUUGAACAAGGAGCUACAGUGCAAUACUAAGGUUCCGUGAUGUAGAUGUGUUUGAACUGUUUGAUGUAAGUAGAGUUCUCAGUCUUUAAAACUCAAAGCUCCUGAAAGCAACGUGUUCAUGUUUCCUGUUGGAUAUGAACCUAAGUUUUUACUAAUUCCCUUUUUAUAUUUAAAAAUAUGACUUGACGCAGUGAAUCUUUUGUCAUCUUCUAAAAUGCUGAAUAAAAUAUGUAUCAGUUCUUCUUGGUUAUUUAAAUAAAAUGCGUUUCAUGAAGUACAGCAGUGUAAGUGGGUAAAGGUUUGAGGAAGAGUCGUGUGUCACUAUCUGAAAACCCAUAGUGCAAUACAGGUGAUCUGAUGCUAAACCCCAAGCAAAACUGCUGGACAUAGUUAUAAUUUUGUUUAAUUUUUUGAUCUCAGAAAAUUAUCAGAACAACAUGAAUUGGUUCAAAAUCCAUUGAACCUUUAAAAACUAUUGAGAAAACAUCAGUACAUGAUAAACAACUUACCUGUUUUGUGAGUUACCAUCUAAAAAUUGGCCACAGUCUCAACGUGUUUGAGCUUUUCAGCUCUUACUGUUUUAAGAUGUGUUUCUGCAACUGCGCAGCUCAGUUCUAUUUAUAUUUAGUGGCACUGCUCCUGCUGUGUUUUGCCAUUUUCAAAAUGUGGGCUAAAGUGCAAUGUAGGUCUUAAGGAAAAGAGUCCCUCUUCAGCCCCUUUAUCCCUACACUCUUUGUAGAAACAGCUGCAUCUGUCUUUUUUAAAAUACCCCAGAAUGUAAAAUGACAAUGACAAGAUUCGUGUUUAGUCCAUGUCAUUAUUUGUCUGAGGCUUUUCUUUCUCCAUCACUUGGGUACUCAUAGUCCUCCAAGUGCAGGAGAACUGCACCUAGCUCCUCUGCGUGCUCUUUGACGUGUAACACCAUUCAGUGGCUCUUAGCUGCCUUGUGAGAUUCAAAACUUGUGUUGUAAACUGCAUUACACGGAGAGAGAGUAAAAAUGUACCUCUAAAAGCAUUUGUACCCCACUGCUUUUCCUCCUCUGAUGUUAUCGAUCAGUUUGAGAACAAACAGUAUAUUUUAGGUGUAUGUUUUGUUUCUGUUAUUGGGAGCAGUGGGUGAUAUUUUUUUUUAGGAGUUUUGAUGACAAGCUUAGGGCCAAGCAUAGAACCUGUUCAGUAAGCCUACGAGCAAAGGACAUCCUGGCUGCACUUUGUGAACACGAAGGUAGAAAUCAGGUAGUGAGUGGUUUUCUGAAGAUGGAUGUGUUCAGAGGGACACGCCACCUCCACCAGCAGGUCAGUCUUCUGUCCGAGUUAAAACUUUUGAAGAAGGAAGCCACUUGGUGUAAAUCUUUAUUUUUCAAUAAAGUGUCGUGGUGCUGAUAUGAGUAAAAAUUAUAUUGUUGCAUCCUGUGGUCUAAUUAGUUAUCUAACCUUGUCAUACCUAUAUUGAGUUCCUUAGCAGUAUGCACAAGCCAAAGGAAGCGCUUUGUUCAUUCUUCUUCACUGAGUUCCCAUUAAGAAAUGUCAGCCGAUGUUAUGAUGCUGGGGACUGGUUUGUUUUUUAGAUUGCCUGAAGGGAAAAUAGUAUCAAAACCAUGCACACAGCCACCUACUCCAGAAAGGACAGUUGUAAAGCUGGGAGUGGUGUAGUGCAGCACCACCACCUUGCCCAUGGGCUGGGUGGAGAUGUGGGCACCAGCAGAAGCAUGGGGACGUGUGUGGGAGUCCAGGAAGGCUGUGCUGCGUAGACAUGGAAGGAUGCUGAGCUGAGUCAACAAGCUCUAACUGCUCUAUAGAGCCUUGUGUGGGCGUCCCAAGAAAGUGAAUGCACUGUGUCAAUAGCUGCUCAGAAAUGUGGAACUGGCCUUCUUUUUCUAUGUAAACUGGCUGUGUGGCCCCAACUGGUGGGUGGGGACUAAGGAAGGUAUUGGAGAAGUCUUAGCAGAUGUUUUAUCCCACACUAAUUGCUCUCAACUCACAUUGUGUACGACUCUAACUUUCACAGUGACAUGAUUGCUUUUCUGCCCAACUUAAAUGAAACACCAUAGGCAUCAAAAUAUGAAUUGCCCAAGGUGCUGUAAGGAUUUUAUUAAUUAUAUUUGACCUUGUUCCAAACAAACUGUGUAUCGUAUGUUCUUCUAAUAAUGAUGUUAAAGAAAUCUCUAUGCAGUGUGUGUAAAAAGCAGCUGUCUCCACUGAACGGCUUCUGCUAUCAUAGAAAUGCAAUAUAUUCUAACAUACUGACGGAAAUUAGGAAUAGUUUGAAUUUUGCAUACAUAGAAGGGAUUUUGUGAACCCACCUUUCAGGUUUUUUCUCAGUAAAGCCCUACUCUGAAGCUUGGACAAGAUAAUUUACACAGCCUGAGCACUGAAGUAGCCUGUGGCUACUGUUGCAGAAUUUAGAAAGCUAAUCCUCAUUUUGUUAGAAAACAACCCCCCAUGGUCUGCUUUGAGGAGCUCAGGACUGUGAUAAAUAUCAAACCAGCAAAAUCCCUUCUUUUCAUCUCCACUGGCUAUGAAAAAAGGAGGUAGCAGCGCAGAUGUAACCUACAGUGAAGUUAGAUGGCUCUUUCCUUAGAGUCCUGGCUUUCUUCAGCGCUCUGCAGGUGGAAUCAAAAGUUGGUUAGCUGCCUUGAGACUGAGAUCAACCGAGAUCACCCCAAGCUUUACAGUAUUCUCUUUGGUCUUUUCCAUGGAAUAAAUAUCUUCUCUGAACCUCAAAUAUCCUCAUCUGCAUUUGCUUAUUACACACCUUUCAGAUGAACUAUACAAAGAUCAUUGUAACAGGGAGUUAGGUCAUACUGUUCACUCACAGCAUCAAAGAAAAUCUUAGUGUGCCUGCUCCAUGUCUUUGAAAGUGGAUCCAAUGAACUCCUUCAGCUCCUCCAGCAUUUUUGACAGUGUUGCCAUAUUGUUACCUCAAUUUCUUGUUGGAAGAGAGCUCACUCACCCAGUCAGAAAAUCAGAGGGAAUGGGUAGAAGUUUCACUUUCUUGGGAAAUCGGGCUUCAUUGAAUCUCAGCACUGUCUCAGGCCUCCAUGCUUUUCUAUUCUGUUGCCUUAAAAACACAGACAGCCUUAAACUUCCACCUUUGUUUGAGGUCUCUUCAAAUCAACAGCUUUUCCAGGAGCUCCCACAGGUCUUAAACACCUGCUGACACAGACACCCACAUAGGCACAGGGUAUAAAGGGAAGUACACCAUUCUGGCCAUUUGAGAAGUUUGUUGGACCUCCUUAUGUUGUCCCAACACCCAGACAAGCUCUUCAAACAUUUCAUUGCUUCUGAAAGAAGUCCAUCACAACUGCCACAGCCACAACAAUCUGAGCCUCAGAGAAGAAAGGGACGUGUUCCUUUGCUCAGGCUGAAGUUCCUCUUUCAUACACAGCAUGAUCUACAGACAAGUCUCUGAAGAGAGAGAUUUCCCCCCUUACUCUGGAGGAAAUGUCUUUCUUUGGAGGAAGGAGGCUUUCUCCCUGCUUUCAUACCCAGGGAUUGAGCUACAUCUCAGCAUGAAUUUCCCUAGGCUCAUAGAAAAGAUGAAAAGCUGGAAUCCAGGCACACUGUCUACCAGCCCCCAGGGGUCGUACUCCCACAGCAGCAGCAACAGGUUUCCAGCUUUAGCUUCUCCUUUAGACAAACCACUUCCUGCUAACGCGUGUCUCUUCACACGCCAUUACUAUGUACAGAAACAGAUGAGCUCUGGCAUCUUAGAGCUCAGCCCUUCUUCUUCUUCUCACCUCUUCCUCUUCACAGAUCAGAGAGUGACCUGCCACAAAACUGGGCUUCCCUCAUUUGAGGGGAAGAGUGUGGCUCCCACACUCUGAGCGAAAUAGUUCUCUCUUUAAAAAUGCAUCAAAAGGUGGGAAGGAAUGUAAUGUAAAAAGUAUGUGCCGGGGAGGCUAUCUGGCAUUAGCAGCCAAUGGUCUCAUUCUGAGCUACAGCACUAUGCACCUCAUGAUGUAAUCACUGAUUAGUUUUGAAUUCAAGAAUAAGAUGUGAAAUGUUCUGGAAUACCAUCACUGACAUUCCAAGUUGUUUCUGUCUCCUCCUCUUCCUCCCCACUAAACCGCCUCCUCCCCAAGACCUCUUGCAGAAGACUGAGUGACAGAUAGCCCCUGAUGUCCUUCCAGGCCACAGUGGCUCUCAAGCUUCAGACCUACACUCUGCGUUGUCAAGACUGUUCACAACAGGGAAUGACGAGGCAGCCGUGAUCUCCUAGCCCUUUGAUUCAGC
Molecule: messenger RNA, 7537 nt
Organism: Cuculus canorus (common cuckoo)
Lineage: Eukaryota; Metazoa; Chordata; Aves; Cuculiformes; Cuculidae
Gene: PANX1
Product: pannexin 1
Exons: 5
Coding region: 62-1363 (433 amino acids)
Biological process (GO): monoatomic cation transport; positive regulation of interleukin-1 production
Molecular function (GO): channel activity
Source: RefSeq, a predicted model, not a curated record